This is a messenger RNA of Talpa occidentalis (Iberian mole), 10287 nucleotides long. RefSeq names its product crystallin beta-gamma domain containing 3 (gene CRYBG3). NCBI's taxonomy places the organism in Eukaryota, Metazoa, Chordata, Mammalia, Eulipotyphla, Talpidae. Gene Ontology annotation, molecular function: structural constituent of eye lens. The transcript has 22 exons. Gene Ontology annotation, biological process: visual perception; lens development in camera-type eye. Bases 41 to 8749 code for a protein of 2902 amino acids. The record is from RefSeq and is a predicted model, not a curated record.
UCUCCGAGCACAGCGCGGCGCGCAGCGGGCUGCAGGGGAGAUGUCCGGCGCUCGCAGGAGGGGCGGCGCCCCUUGGCACAGUUUCUCCCGGUUCUUCGCUCCCCGAAGCCCUUCCCGGGACAAGGAAGAGGAAGAGGAGGAGAGGCCCAGCACCAGCCAGCCGUCCGCUCCGGCCCGGGCCGCUGCCAGUGUUGAAAAUGAGCCUGUGAGCACAAGUCAGAAAAAGGAAAAUGUACUUUCAUCAGAAGCUAUAAAGAUUCCCCAAAGUGAAGACAGAAGAAACCAUGCUGAGAAGCUAACCACUUCUCCAAAGCAGGAAGACCCCAAAAAGUCAAACGACCUUCCCAAUUCCACCACUUCAGACAUCAAGAUAGGAGAAAGUGAUCGCCAGCCAAAAGAGAGCUUUUUUCAGUUUCUUGGAAAUUUAUUCAAUAUCUCAGGAAAAACAUCGCUUAGUGAAACUAAGCAGUCUUCUUCCAAAGAUGAUCAGGAUAAAACUGAGAAAGAUUUACAGAGUCCCAGUGACCAUCAUGGAGAAGACACCAAACAGGAGAGGGAGGUCUUGCGUGACUCCCUUGGAACCCAGGCACUUCCAGUGGAAGAACAAGAGUCCACUUCAUCUGAAUUCUCUGAAGCCUUUUCUUUGGAUACAACACAAGACAGUGAACAAGAAAUCAGUGAUCUGCCAAUACAAACAGAUGAUAAACUAGAGAGGCCUUCAGUAACAUAUGCAACCUAUCGAGGCCCCAGACAAAUUAAGAAAUAUUUGAAACAACAAACUUCAUUAGAAAUUGUGACUCCCUUGGAUAGAGAAGAUGAAAGUUCUGACUCUAGUACAAACACACAUAUUGGCCCCAGAAGUGAGAGAGAGACUGGGAUAGUGCCAGUGUUGUCAUCAGCUGGCACAGACACAUCAGCGAAAGGACAUCUGCUAGACCGCCCAGCGGAAGACUCUGAUUGUUGCAGAAUAAAUCCCUAUACAGAGGGCCAUCAGACAAACAACCCAGAACUUCUGAAUAAUGCUGCUUCUAAAGAAAUUUUAAAUAAAAAUGAUUCUGAAGGACCUGAGAGAAAUAGACUAUCCCCUUCCUCUGUGAUUCACUCCAGUUCUGCAGUUAGAGAAUCUGACUCACAACAUUUAAGUGGUGUACCAGUUUCUCAGACUGACAGAAAUUUGAAAUAUUCAGCACUGUUUCCCGGAAGUAACAGCAGCAUAGUUUCUUACAGUCCAGAUUUUCAGAGAAAAGGAAAGGCUGACACUGCCCUGAAAGAAAAGAGCUUUGUGAUGAGUGAUGAGACAUUGUUGCAAAGAGAUGAGCAUGUUGGACUUGAAAACCCUGAUACUUCUGACUUCCCUUGUAGUAAAUCUGAUGAAAGUGACACUACCAAACAGGAAAGUACGGAUUUGCCCAGUUCAAAUAAAUCAAUUGGGCAUGAAGGUCUGCACUUGUCAGAGAGUAAGUGUUCUGACAAGCAGACAGCAGAUAACUCAUCAACGCAGGCUGCCAAUCACACCAGCACCACUGCCCCUCAGAGACAUGCUGUGACAGACUCAGAACUUGUAAAUGAAGGAAGUAGGUUGUCUGCCCAAGAUUCAGAGAAAAAUUUAGCUGUUACAGAAAUCAGACAAGAAACAGAAACUGCCUCAAUUUGUGAACCCACAGCUUCAAGUCAGGUAAAAGCAACAGGAGAUAAACCUUUCUCUAAAGAUAUUGACCAGUUUGUAACAGAAGCCAAAAAGCUGGACUUUAGACCACAUGGCAAAAUGCCUCACAAUAUUAGACUAAAUCAGAAGGACUUGGCCUCUGAAAAAUGCAUCAGUGAAUCAGUUGUGACAUGCUUAGAAAGUAAAAGAGCACCUGAACUGAAUGUUCACCUUCAUAGAAAUCACAUUUCAGAAUCUCUUCCUGACUCUGAAAGUCAUCAGCAAGCCAAAGUACUACCAGAUGCCAGAACAUCUGUUACCCAUGACUGUAAAAAAUCAAAUCGCAAUACUUCAUCUCCUACCUUUUCUUCCGGCGCCGACAUGCUGAGCAAGUUGGUUAUUCCUGUUUUAAAGAAUGAGGAUUCCUCUGUGCUCAUUAAAAGUGGAGAUGUGGGCAUUAUUGGUAUUGCCAAGCAGCCUAACAAAUGUCAAGAAGAGAAUGUGGGAAAUCAUGUUGAGGUUGCAAGCAGUCAGAGUCUUCCCACUUGCCUUCACCUUGAGCAUGCAUCUGCAAUUCUUGAAUCCAAAGAAGUUCUUCCUGAUAGUGAAAACUGUCAGGUCCCACUAGAUCUUGAAGCCAUUAACACUCUCCUAACUGGAGUGGACUCAAGAUUUGGGUCUGUAAGCCUCUCUAAAGAUCACAGUGCCAUCUCACCUCAAGAUGCUAAUAAAGCAGAGUCAGUGCUUUCAAAAACUGUAUCAAGUAAGAGCACUGUAGAGAAGUCUGAGUCUCUUUCCUUAGGAACCCAAACUGGUAAUGUUGCUACAAUUUUAUCAAAAGCUGAAAUUGAUGGUCAGAGCAGUAUUCCUGUUGAGUCAUGUUCUGAAAAGGAGAAAACAAUAGCUCUCUCCAAGUUAUCUGUUUCCCAAAUAGAGCCCAGAGACAUUUCUCAGGAUAAAAUUUCUUUUCCGUGCAGAAUGACAGAUGCGCCAGCCAAGUCAAUUUUAUCAGAAUUAACUUCCCUAAAGGUUGAACAGGACAGAAUUUUUCUGUUAAUGGAUCAUAAGCAGAUUCAAGAGAAAUAUUCAGAUUCUGGCCUUAUAGAGAAUUGCCAAACUGAGGUUUCUCCUUCUGCUGCCAGCUAUCAAGGUAAACAUGAAACAGAAGUCAUAGGUUAUUCUCCUGAUUUUCCUCAAAGUAAUACAUCUGAGAUUUUACCUCCUGUUCAUGAUGAAAAAGUCACUAGUCAAAUGGCCAAGAAUUGUGAAGCCAGUGCUUGUCAAUCUUCAGCUAUUUGUGGGACUAAAGAAAUUUCUGGUUUGUCAGAAAUGACAGAACUCAGCUUAUCUAAUACUCCCCCCAAAUUCCAAGAAACUGACAGCACAAAAGUAAAUUCACCUUUUCUAGGUUCUGAUAUCAGUUUAGAAAGAAACACUUUUGCAUCUGAAGAGUCAAGCUUUUUUAAUAUACCUUCUGUUCUGACAUCAGAAAAGAUAGCUUCAUCUCACAGAGAGAAACAGCACACUCAUUUAAGUUGUGGCUUUGAUAGCCUGUCUUCCUGUAGGAACUCUGAAAAAGUUAGUUCACAUACUCCCCCAAAUAAUUUUGGUCCUGUAAAAGUUACCAAAGCUGUCACACUUGAAGGUACCUCCUUAGCUAAUCUGCUGAACACUAACAGCUCCUCUUUGGAAUUUGAAAUGUCUGUCCCAACAGGGGCAGAAGUGACCCUUUUGCAGGAACAUUUUGGGAAUCCUACUGAGAAGGUAUCUCUUGAUUUCCCAACUGCUGCCCAAUUUGACAAGCCCAGUGCCGUGGAAGCAGUUGCUGGCGCUCCAGCGUCAGUUAACAGCUCAAGCCAGCAGUGUUCUGAAGCAUCUGCUAAGUGUGUAGAAACAAGGACAACAGCACAUGACCUCAGAAGUGGUUUACGUAAAAAGGCUGAUACAUUGACUGGUGAGAUUUUUAAUUCUGUCAGGAAAGAACUAAAAUCCAAACUUACAGUUGGUACCUGCCAGGACCCUGUAGUCAUAGACAGCAUAAUGAAUCCAGGUACCCUGAAAGAAGACAUCCUUGCGAAAAACCCAUCAGAAAUGACACUGACAGGGAUCCAACUGACAGAGCAUUUGGAAGAGCAGGACAUGGACAUACGCGAAGUCAAAGGGGAAGAAAAGACUAGUGUUUCACCUGCACUUGGUGAGAAGAGUCUCCGUUUUGAUUCCGAUAGAAAGAGUGUAUCUUGUUUGUUAGAAGAUCAAGCUAGGGAAUUAGUCAAUGAGAUUAUUUAUUCAGUCCAAGAAAGUCUGACAAGUGAUGCUUUUGAAGAUACUAAGGCUACCUGGCAUUCUGAACUUCAGGCUAAGACAUCAAAAAUUCUGAAUAGUGAUAGUGUUAAGCCAUGUGAUAUGACAAGGAAAUUCUUGGUCCCAGAACAGGCAGUAAAUCAAAGCACAUGUGAAAUUAGUGAAAAACCAUUGGGUAAAUUCUUUUCUGUAAGUAACUUAGUUAGUGACACAGAGGCAAUUAAAGGAAAAGAAGUUGUUCUCUAUCAAAAAUUCCCAUUAUCUGGAAAUGGAGCUAGACAGUCUGAUACUGUAAAUUUGCAGGAAACACAGACUGUUUUACUAGCUGAAGAUGAGUUAGAUAAUGAAAUAAAAACACAUUUAUUUCUCAAAGAGGAUAGUAGAGAGAAAAUGGAAACAGAGUGUAUGGAUAAUCACAGAACUGAUACAGAGGAUACGAGGACUCUUUUUUUCAAUUUCAAAUGGCCUCCAUUUGCCAAUGAUGACCUCCAUGUACCUGGGACAUCCAAAAGCAGUUUGUCUGACAGCCAUGUGUGUAUAUCUGAUAAAAACUUGCCAGGUCACAUCAAUAAAGGCACACCCCUCGUAAUGUCAGAAGUAGGGAAGGUGCACAAAAAGGAUCCUGAAGUAAACAUGGGGAAAAUUGACCUUAUACCUUCCAUGUUAGAAAUGGGAAAAGCAAUCAGAAAGGAUGCUGAACUGACUGUCGCAAAGACUGAGCCGACAACCGAUGUUUUUAAAAUGGGAGAAGCACACCAAAGGGAUGUUGAGAGAUAUAUUGAAAAAACUGAAGGGCUACCUGUUAUUUUAGCAGUGGAGAAAGCUUGUAAUAUGAGGGAUCAUGAAGGAGAUAUUAGCAAAACUGAUGUGAUGCCUGUUAUAUCAGAGGCGAAAAAUAUCUAUCAAAAAGACACGGAGGGACUUACUGGAAGGACUGAAGUACUAUCUGUUACAUUAGAAAUGGACAGUAUAUACCAAAAGCAUGCUGAAGGGGAUGUUGGGAAGACCAGAGUAGCAUCAGUUAUGUCAGAAAUGGAAAAUAUCCACCAAAAAGGUAUUGAGGGAAUUACUGAAAAGACUGUAAUGACACCUAUAACAUUAGAAAGGGAAAAUUUUUACCAAAAGGAUGAUGAAGAGGUUGUGGACAAGACGGAAAAGACUCCCAUUAUGUUGGAAGGGGCAAGUAUCUGCCAAGAAGAUUCUGAGGGAAUCAUGGGACAGAAUGAAAGACCCAUGUUAGAAAUGGAAGACAUUUGCCAAAAGUUCACUGAACAGGUUAUUGGGAACACUGAAAUGGUACCUGCUGUGUCAAAGUUGAAAGAAGCAAAUACCAAGGUAGCACCUGCCUCCUUAGAAGUGGAAAAAGCCUUUGAGAGAGAUGCUGGAGAGACAGUUGGAACAGUUGUGCCUAUACCCUCUAUGAUAAAAAUAGAAAGAACAUCCCCCGAACAUUCUGAUGUGACUAUUGGGAAACAUGAGGCGGUAAACCUUGAGAAAACACAUGAAACAGGCCUGGAAUUGCCUGUUAUACAAGCAGAGGGUAUGUCUCCCAUAUUCCAAAUGGAAAAAGCACCCCAAGUUUAUGCUGACGAGAGUGUUGGAGAAAUGGAAGAAGGGCCCAUGGAAAAAAAGGAAGGCUUGAUAGCUCACGACAGUAGACUUGCUUCCUAUUUCAGGGGCUAUGAAUCACCUACAUUAAGUAAGGAUUAUGAAGGUUAUCCAGCCUUAACAAUGCCAGAUUGUCAACCUGAGGAUACUAGAGAAAAGCCCCACAAAAACAAGUCUGUGGCUACAGUAGAUAAGAGAGAGAAAGAUCUAGACUUUGGUAGUGAAAAAGAAUCCAACUUAGGGUUCACUUCUCAGGAUGAACAAGAAAAUUCUUCCUUUACUAUAUUAUAUGAAGAACCCCUUCAGGAGGAGGACAGGUGCACUUUCAUGGAAGUAAGAAGAACCCACCCUCUCUCAUUUCCCAAUACAGCGCCUGAGGACAUUCCGGUUUACACGUGUGAAAGAUCUGAGAGUAGAACUGACCUCGUCCGUCAUUUUGAAAAGGAAGGUAAAUUAGGUGAAAUGUUUGAUAGUGAUAAUUCAGAAAUGUUCUUGUCAGUAGAGGCCAAAAGAUACAAAAUUUAUCCCUUAGCUCUGUCUCCCAUUUAUGAGGAUGAUAGCUCUCAGGAGGACGUCCUAUCCAGUGAGGUCUCACCUGGUCAUCACGGCUCCACGAAAUCAAGAGAGAGUGCAAACCAGGCCUCUUCUGUUUUAUCACUUCUGCAGUCAGUAUCAGAGCGUUUAAAGAUGAACUUUGAUGAUGACAGGCAGGAGGUAGGGGAGGAGGAGGAGGAAGAGGAGGAAGAAGCAUUGCAUGUAGGAAGUCUGAGAGAGAGACAGAGAGAAACUGUUACCUUCAAGCUGCCCGAUCCCUCCAUCCAACAUAACCCUGAUGAUGAUGAGGAAAGGACUGAAAUUUCUAAAAAUUCGUGUGUAAUAUCGAACGAACCUACUACCUCCAAUCUACAAAUUGGGCUGUGGUCAGAAAAGACCGCCUGUCUACAAAAAUCUGACCUGACUUCGAAACUGCAUUCUUCUUUAAAGAGUGCUUAUCAUCAGUAUUUGCAGACUUCUAAAACCCAUUCCUCUGAAAAAGGAGCUAGAUUUGGUGGGGUUUUUCAGGAACCAGUGUCAAAAUAUUUCCGUGCUCAAGACAACUCAGGCAGAUUAAACCUGUUCACAGAGAAUGUUGACAAGCAAACGCUGAGGUAUAACCCAAGACCUGGAAAGAUGGUUAUCUAUGAUGUCGAUGGAAGUAAAUACAAACAAGAGAUCUACUGUAAUAUUCCUGAUGCUACAUCAUGGUCCUUUCCAAAUGGGGUACUGAUAAAAGUUGUAAGGGGCUGUUGGAUUUUAUAUGAGAAACCACAUUUCCAAGGUCAGAAAUGUGUUUUAGAAGAAGGGGAAAAGGUGUUAACUCGUGAUUGGAUCCUUCAGAACAGAAAGCAUCCACAAAGAAACUUUGUAUUGGGCUCUGUCAAGCGUGUCUUAAAGGAUUGCAGCAUUCCAGAGAUAGUACUUUGUGCACAAUCUGAUUCAGCUUGUUGUCCUAUCUACAUCCAGCGAGCAGUUCCCAAUGUGGAAGAGCUGAAUAUCCCCAAAUCUGUGUCCUUCACUGUGAAUUCUGGAGUUUGGCUUGCCUACCCAGAUACUAAUUUUAAGGGGCAAGCUACAAUUUUGGAGGAAGACCAUGGACUUUUUGAGAUUUCUGCAGCAGAAAUGAAAUCAUUGCAUCCUCUUCAAAUAGGUGGAUUGAAAGUGGAAAUGCCUAUGAACUUAAAGGUUAUUAUUUAUGAAAAACCUCACUUCCAUGGACAGGCAAGAGAGUUUAGUGAACAUAUAGAUUCUGUCCCUAAUUUUCUAAAAAAUGAAUUGGACUUUCGUGGAAUUGGAUCAAUUCGUGUCAUCGGUGGAGUGUGGGUUGCCUAUGAGAAAGAACAUUUUAAAGGCCAGCAGUUCUUGCUUGAAGAAGGAGAUUUUGAAGACAGUAGUGCCUGCGGGGCAUUAAGUGGUCCCAUCUUGUCUUUCCGGUACUUACAAGCUAAUUUUAUAGAAUCUUCUGUCACGCUGUUUGAAUCUGACCUAGAAAGUGGGAAGUUUAUUGAUGUUACAAAUCAGGAAAUUUCUGACUUAGAAGAAAUUGGUUUUGGCAGUGAAACAGGAUCCAUUCACGUUAAAAGUGGAGUAUGGGUUGCCUACCAGCAGAAGUUCUUCUGUGGAGAACAGUACAUUUUAGAGAAAGGGAAAUACAAGUGCUUUUUUGAUUGGGGAGGUUCAAACAAUAUAAUCAUGUCAAUACGACCUAUCCAGCUGGAACCACUUGGGAUAAAUGAGCCCCCACAUUUGCUCAAAGCAUUCAAUAAGCCAGGCUUCCAAGGUGAAUGUGUAGAUUUUACAAAAGAAGUUUCUGAUUUGACUUCAUUCACACCAUCUUCUUUUAAAGUUCUUCGGGGUUGCUGGCUUCUGUAUUAUCAAGAGGGCAUUUCUGAUAAUCAGUGUGUAUUAGAAGAAGGCCUCUAUGCUGAUCUUACUUCCUGUGGCUGCCCAACAUCUAGAGUCACAUCCCUCAAGCCCAUUGACUACGUUUUUGAAGAACCCUCCAUCAGCCUUUUUGCUUUGGAACAUUGUGAGGGAAGAGAGUUACAUCUAGAAGAGGCUGUGAACUCUGUUUUGAACAAGGACCUGCACUUCUACACCCAGUCUGUGUGGGUGAAAAGUGGACUCUGGAUUGCUUAUGAGGGAUCCAAUUUCUUGGGAAGACAAAUUCUACUUGAGGCUAAUGAGAUCCCAAACUGGUCAGCAUUCAGUGGAUGGAAAACCAUUGGUUCUCUCCGACCUAUGAAGCAGCCUGCAGUGUACAUUAGAAUAAAGAACCGAGCCCAGGAUGAGUAUCUGACUGUUACUGGAAACGUUGCUGACACCAGGGCAACAUCUGUGUGCAUUUCUCCCUACAGUGGGAAGAACAAUCAGAUCUGGUACUACUGCCGAGGACUCUUUAAAUCCAAGGCCAGUGACACAUGUCUCGAUGUGAUUGGUGGCCGGGACACACCUGGGGCUAAAGUGGCCCUGUGGACUGAGCAUGGGCAGUGCAGGCAGAAGUGGAGACUGAACAGAAACGGAACCAUCAGCUCUUAUCUCAGUGAUCAACUGGUCCUUGAUGUUAAAGGAGGAAAUUAUUAUGACAAGACUCAUGUAAUUGUAAAUCAGCCCCUGGAAGGAGAAGACACACAGAAAUGGGACAUUGAAAUAUUAUGAGAAUCCAUAAUCUCCCUAGAAAGAGCAGAGGAGGGAACCUUGUGUUUCAUGGGAAGGAAGCCUCUUGUCCUCAUACUCCUGGAUCACAGAGCGGAAUGAACUUUUGCUCCAGGACUGUCGCUCUUAACCAUGGUAAAAGCUCAAAAUACUCUUGCCAGUUAUUUAUCCACUGUCCCUAUGAAGAUUGCAUUACGAUUUCUGGGAGAAAGGUUCUAUUCCUGCCGGAUCUCCAGUUUUGGUGAGCAAGUUUCCUGAGGCCAUUUUCCUUCUAUCCAUCAAACGUGAAUCCUAUUCCUAUAGCCAUUAUAGGACAUUGGUGACACUGUCAUAGUUCUUAAUAUCCUAGUAGAUGCAAGACACAGGGAAAUAAAAAUUCCUUACAAGUCAUACUUUUUCAAAAAGAUGAACGAUUUCUUAGCAAUAUCUGAAAACAUCUUAAUAAAUGUUCCUAUAAGUUACUGUAUUAAACCUCAAAGGUUCUCUAUUAAGGCUUUUUGUAAAUGAAGCACCGAAAUACUCAUACUUGUAGCUGACCCCAGGAGGGAGCUGAGUUUUGUUAGGGAAAAGGCUCUGUGGUCAUUGUUUGCUCGGACCUUCGAACUAGAAAAGCACAAAUAACCUGAGGCUAUCCUAAUACUCUAAUCAACAAAACCAUUCUGGGCAAUAAGAAUUCUACCUGGUGCUGAGAUUCCAUCUUACAUUUUUCCAGCUGUGCUCUCAAAAAGUAUUUUUAUAAAGAUUGUUUCUGAUAUAAGAAUAGUCAAGUUAUUCUUUAUCCGCCUGAAGGGAGAUUUCAAAAGUUCAAGUGAAGUAUUUGAGGCUUGCCCAUAGUAGUGAAAGUGGAAAAAUGAUAGAAAACUCAGGUUUUCUUAAAGCAAAAUCAAGUAGGAUAGCAUCUUUGACUCAGUUUCAAGUAAUCACCACCAUAACUAUAUAAUUCACAAGCAUUUCUCCCUCCUGAGUUGGUUUUAAACAUAUUUAGGCAACUGAUCCUUUACCCUCCAACUUUUGCCAAAAAAUUUGUUCUAUUUUUAUAUAAAAUGAUUAAAUUCCCCAGUGAUAGUUUUAAAAUUAUCAACCUAUAUGCACUUUAGAAUGUAAAAUAACAUUGAACUGUUUAAACUCAAAGACCCAUUAUCUUGAGUAUUUUUUAUAGCAACUUGGUCUUUCCAUGUAAAUACUGGGUUUUUCCCCCUUCAGUCUCAGGCGCCUUUGUCUUUCUUCAAGCGGAAUCUGUCAAACUCCCUUAGGCCCAUAGAUGCAAGUGCCUCUCAUUAAUGUGGCAGUAUUAUUUAAUGGAAUGGGCUUGUGUAUACAACAAAGGUAUGUAUAUUUUUAUUGUAAAAAAAAAAAAGUAAAUUUUUUUCUUCAUGUCAAUUGUUUGAAGAGCCUCACCACCUCUACAGUUUUAAAGAAAUUGCUUCUCCCAAAGAUAAAAAUCCAGGUUAACAUCCUUUAAAUUUAAAUGAUACAUUUAUUGGAGUUGUGCCUUUUCUACCACACUGGACUAAAUAAAUAAACUUGUAAAAAGUAGUUUU